AUGCAAGACGUUCCUGGAGAGCUGACCAUUGCCGAACCUGGAGACGCUCUCGCAUUGACCAACAACUAUCCCAUUCAUCGCCAGGCACUGCGAACCUCGGAUCUGUCAGGUAACCAUUUCGUGGAAGCCGUCAAGAUCGAGUAUCAGGGAAAGAAACGCAUUGUGUUCCCAUUUCCGGAUAUUUCUGUGAAGGCAGAAGGAAGAUUUUGUCUGAGAUACCGAAUGUGCCAUGUUCGAGCUCAGGCGUUGGGACUCGAGGCCAUCCCGGUUCUAGCAGAAUGCUACGGAGACGUGUUCAGGAUUUGGUCAGCUCGAGAAUUUCCAGGACUUGGUAGGUCUACGGACCUUACUAGGGUGAGUGCCGGAUGUUCGUUGUGGCGAACAAUACGAACGAUAUUGUCAGAACAUCGCUAUCACCACCCAUGUCGACGUGAAAGUGCGAGAGACAGACCGCAGGCGACAUAG
Molecule: messenger RNA, 465 nt
Organism: Punctularia strigosozonata HHB-11173 SS5
Lineage: Eukaryota; Fungi; Basidiomycota; Agaricomycetes; Corticiales; Punctulariaceae
Exons: 2
Coding region: 1-465 (154 amino acids)
Source: RefSeq, a predicted model, not a curated record